CUUCGUCCUGGAAAGGAACUUGAAGGAUAAAGCACCAUGGAUCUAAUAUACAUUCCCGAAGACUUAUCCAGCUGUCCAAAAUUUGGAAAUAAAUCCUGCCCUCCCACCAACCGCUCUUUCCGUGUCCGCAUGAUAAUGUACCUGUUUAUGACUGGAGCCAUGGUUAUCACCAUCUUUGGAAACUUGGUGAUAAUCAUUUCCAUAUCGCAUUUCAAACAGCUACAUUCUCCCACCAACUUUCUGAUCCUCUCCAUGGCAACCACGGACUUCCUGCUGGGUUUUGUCAUCAUGCCUUACAGUAUGGUGAGAUCAGUGGAGAGCUGCUGGUAUUUCGGAGACAGCUUUUGCAAAUUCCACGCGAGCUUCGACAUGAUGCUAAGCCUGACGUCCAUAUUCCACCUGUGCUCCAUCGCGAUCGACCGGUUUUAUGCAGUGUGUGACCCUUUGCACUACACCACCACCAUGACGGUAUCCAUGAUCAAAAGACUGCUGGCUUUUUGCUGGGCAGCCCCAGCUCUCUUUUCGUUUGGUUUAGUUCUGUCAGAGGCCAAUGUUUCUGGUAUGCAGAGCUACGAGAUUCUUGUUGCUUGCUUCAAUUUCUGUGCGCUUACGUUCAACAAAUUUUGGGGGACCAUACUGUUCACUACUUGCUUCUUCACUCCUGGCUCCAUCAUGGUUGGUAUUUAUGGUAAAAUUUUUAUUGUUUCUAGACGACAUGCUCGAGCCCUCAGCGAUAUGCCUGCGAACACAAAAGGAGCAUUAGGGAAAACCCUGUCUAAGAAAAAGGACAGGAAAGCAGCUAAGACCCUGGGCAUCGUCAUGGGGGUGUUUCUAGCGUGCUGGCUGCCUUGCUUCCUGGCUGUUUUGAUUGAUCCAUAUUUAGACUACUCCACGCCCAUCAUAGUGCUCGAUCUUCUGGUAUGGCUCGGGUACUUCAACUCUACUUGCAACCCCCUCAUCCAUGGCUUUUUUUACCCGUGGUUUCGGAAAGCUCUUCAGUUUAUAGUGUCAGGAAAAAUAUUUCGCUCUAAUUCAGACACUGCAAAUCUUUUUCCUGAAGCACAUUAAGGAAACAAACCAGCCAAACAAACAAACAAACCAAACGAAUGA
Messenger RNA from Mus caroli (Ryukyu mouse), 1110 nucleotides. RefSeq names its product trace amine-associated receptor 3. Gene Ontology annotation, cellular component: membrane. Gene Ontology annotation, biological process: G protein-coupled receptor signaling pathway. NCBI's taxonomy places the organism in Eukaryota, Metazoa, Chordata, Mammalia, Rodentia, Muridae. Gene Ontology annotation, molecular function: trace-amine receptor activity. The record is from RefSeq and is a predicted model, not a curated record.